This is a messenger RNA of Amoebophrya sp. A120, 3872 nucleotides long. Lineage: Eukaryota; Dinophyceae; Syndiniales; Amoebophryaceae. The record is from the annotation of a GenBank genome assembly.
GAAAUGUAAUCGGUAGUUUGAUAGACAACUUUUCGGCCACGGCGCAGGCCGCUCUGAGCACCGUCGUCCGCAUCUCGAUCAACAGCGAGAAAUAACAAGUAUUGUGCGCAGAUUACUUGCUCGGUUCGUCAAGAUUUACUGUUGUCGUUAUUUUCGUUUACCAUUUCGAUUUCUCAUAUAUCGGUCUUCUCGUCAUCUAUUCGGUUCAUUUGUCGUCAACUGCACAACUCAAAGUAGAAUCGGUUUUUUGACUGAGAGGCGUUCCGCCUUCGGUAACCUCGUCAUUUCAGCCCACUAUGGCCAGCGAUUUUCGUCGUUGCUUUUAGUUGGUAGAAACACAUCAUACUUCGAUAGCUUCCUCUACUCUCGUCCUUGCCACACCCAUCUUCCAGGGAUCUGUCGGCGAGAGAAGUUGUGGAUUGUUGGGACCUAGGCCUCGCCAGUCUGCAGCGUCUUUCUCGCUUGAAUCUGUUUCCUCCAUCGACUGCUAAUUUACUCCCCCUAAUUUGAAGAAUUUGAAUUCGUUGCACAUUUUACUCUUCCACUUUCAAAAUGGCUCGACACCUUCUUGAACAAUUGACCGUAAAUGUACUACUUACGUGAGCUCUACCCCACCAUUAUUUACUUUCUUCCCUUUGUGUAGAUCUACAUUACAUUUGCAUUUCUGCUAUUUUUUUACUUACAUUGACGCGACACCCCUGGUUUUGCCCAACAUGCCAGGCGGUUACGGCGAAAACUACAUGGGUGAUAUCACGCGCAACAACACGGCCCCAUCAACUCUGCCUUGCACUUAUGCAGGAACAUCAUUUUCACGCGCAGAGUCAAACUCAAAGUCAACAAACACAAACACAAAGACAAGCCGGAACUAGUUCCGCGGUCUCGCAGGGUCUAGGUCAUGCUGGUGGAAUCCAGGAGUUCAUCUUAUUUGACUCAUCAUGCAACUGAUUCCAGCACUACCAUCAAUAUGACAAGCCUUUGCAAGAAAUCAAAAAGGUAGUGUCGAUAGUACGGUGUCGUGUUUGCAUGUGAUAUCGCGUUCUUUCGGUGGCGGGGAGUCUUCUUUUGAGGAGGAGACCCGAGGGCUGCAACACGACGAAGAACUGGCCGACGAGGAGUUUUACGUUUCCAAGCCGAAAUCCAUGGUGCAGCACCCGCCGCAGCAGCAAACAAAUUCCAUGAUGUACUCCGGAGAGGUAUGGCAUGAAGAAUGAAGAAAGGUGACUCGUCUCUUUACAACUGCAUUUGCAUGCUUGGAAGAAAUGAAUAUGUCCGGGCUAUUAAGUAUGCUUUCGUAUCCAGAUUCACGACUCCAAAGACUCCAGCUUGUAGUUAAGUCCAUUAGUUGGUACCUCAACCCUGUGAACAAAAAUAAGAGCACCUUUCUCGUCCCCUCGUUUCCAUAGCCGAACCCCCAGUACCCGAGCAGCUCCCCCAGUUCCGGGCCCGCCCUGCAGUACAUUCCGCAGAGUGAUUUUCUGUCUGACUUCGACAAGAUCGACUUCAUCCUGGACGCGAAGACCGGGUGCGCGGGCUACCGCUUCCAAAUCCUGGGGAGACCGACGAAGACGCAGCGCGUGCACGUGAUGACGAUGACAAUGAGCCGGAACUGCUUCGACAACGGCGUGAUGCGGCUGUACGAGGCGAUGUACGACAAACCGCGAAUUUCGCCCGGGAACUUUUCCGGUCUGCGCAUGCGGUUCGGCGCCUACGACGAUUUGAUCGAGAACCUGGAUUACGGCGACCGCCCGCCGCUCGGCGAGUACGCGCUACCCUAUCUCAUGGCCGUCCCGCCGAAGACCUCCAUCUACACGGACUCCCGGGGCGUGUACCGGGAGGAUGGAAAUUGUUGUUGCGGGGCGUCGACCAACUGCAGCUGCUGCUACACGAACAUCGACUACUCGGACAAGCAGAAGGACAGAAUCCCGGCCGCGGCGUUGGAGCCCGUGCCCUGCUGCGAGGGCCCGGACUGCUCCGACCCGAAAAACAAAAAUUGCUGCGCCUGUGGCUGCUUCGCGAAGAAGGACAAGCGCAUUUGCUGCAACUACUGCGGCCCGAAGCCCGACGCGGUCGAGCUGUUUUCGCCGCAGGAGGAGCAGAGUGCGUGCAUGCUCAACUGUUGCGGCUGCAAGCUGAACGCCUGCUGCUGCCCCUACGAGGCCGGGUGCUGCUAUGGAUGUGUCAGAGUUGAAAUCGACAGUGUUGAAAUGACUUGUAAUGCAUAAAAUGCGAUACAAAAAGUGACUCUAUUGCAGAGGACGCAAGGGAGGCAGAUUAUAGUCCUGGUAAGGGUCAAGAGUUGGACUGCUGACUAGCAUGACAGAAGGCAGCUCUUUUGCCCUAAACCGCAUGACAGACUCGCUUCCAGGACCGGGGAAAUUUGUCAUGCGCCGACUACAAACUGCAGGCCUAACUGGCAUCCAUUUUAUGCAUGACAAAUUAUUUCAACUUUGUCGAUUUCAAACCUGACACUCCCAUAGCUGCGCGCACGGCCCGGUGGAGCACGAACUGGUGUACUACGAGCGCGUGCUAUGCAAUGCAAAAGCAUCGUACUAGUAUAAAUUGCAUCACAAAUUUUGGCAAGAAGAAAAGUGGAAUUUGUAAUGCUGUUUUACCUUAGAAAAGAGAUUUGUCAUGCAUAUUUGCAAUUAGUACGACUACGAUACUUUUGCACAGGAUACGUGCCCAACCACGGCAAUCUGGAGCAGCCCGGGCCCUUUCACCUCCAGGCCGUCAAGAUCGGGAAAUGCAUCAACACCUCCUCCGCGGUGGAAAAGUGCUUCGGCCACUGCUGCAAUUUCUUCUGCAACCUGCCCCCGUGCUGCUGCUCGCAGACCGGCAUGAGCGGCGAAUACGAGUUGCGGGACAUGAAGAACCGCCUGAUUUUUACCAUCGAGGCGGACGCCGGGCUCUGCCCGGGCAGCGACGCGGAGUUUCGCAUCAUGGAGCGGCGGGACGCCGGGAGGGCCCCCGUGCAGCGGGGGUCGAUCAAGAUGGAAAUCCCGUUCUACGCUUGUGGGUGCGGGGCGUGCGACUCCUGCUACGGGAAGAUUCGUCUAGACUUCGGCACCAUCGAGGACGUGUACCAGCGGUUCCACGUCUUGGGCUUCGCCAUGCAGCUCUGCGAGAAGAUGGUGGGCGCGCGACGCGGAGUGGCGUGAAGGCGGCACGACCAGAAGCGGCAGAACUAAGUACAACAUCUCUGCUGCCUUUAUGGCUUUUUUUGUACGUUACGCAUUUACAAUUUUAUCAGCAUACAUUUUGACAUUUUUCGGGAUUUUCAUUCGUAAACUAGUUUAACAUUUGCACAUCACAUGUAUUUAAUAAUCUUUAUCAUACGCAUACGGACCUAUUUCGUUUUUUUGUUUGGUUUAGCAUAAAUUCACGACUUGACGCUAACUCUAACGCAGAAUUUCAUCACAACUGACCCGCUAGGGCUAAAGAUCAUCGUUGAGUCGGUCGCACAAAUAUCGUUCGGUUGUUCUCUGAGGUAAGUUGAAGAGCAGUUAUUUUCCAUGAGCAAUAAAAAUAAACAUAGCGCAUCCGUUCCACAGAGUAAAGUUUGAGUUCAAUGGUAUUCCUGUAUUGUUUUUUGGCAGCCCGCGUCUUUCAGCCCAACACUAGGGUACUGCACCAUACGUACGUACCUGGUCGUCACGAACUCUACAGGUUUUCUACGCUCCAUGACUGGAACUAUUUACAAAAACAGCAUCAAAUUCAAAGUUGAUGAUUCGAAAAGUAAUCUAGUGGAACUACAACUAAGCUUUAUUGAUUAAAAUGCGCCAACAAGAACAGUAUCGAAUUUCAAUUUGUUGGUAUAGAAGAAGAAUCUAGUAAGAUAAAUCCUCGCUUUACUUGUGUUGUAGCAAAACCAU